Messenger RNA from Staurois parvus, 537 nucleotides. Lineage: Eukaryota; Metazoa; Chordata; Amphibia; Anura; Ranidae. The record is from the annotation of a GenBank genome assembly.
CUCUCCUAAAGCCCAAGCACAAAAUAGCCCACUUAGAAUUUGCCACGGCCCAUCCUGAAAAAGAAGGCGGCUACUGGUACUCUGGAGUGAUGAGACCAAAAUAAAUGUUUUUGGAACUGAUGGCUUCAAAACUGUAUGGCGCCACAUAGGUGAGGAGUACAAAGAAAAGUGCAUGGUGCCUAUAGUGAAACAUGGUGGUGGCAUUGUCCUUCUAUGGGGCUGCAUGAGUACUGCCGAUGUUGGGGAGCUGCAUUUCAUUGCUGGUAUCAUGAAUUCACAGAUGUACUACUCUAUACUGAAAGAGAAGAUGCUACCAUCACUCCAUGCCCUUGGUCGUCAUGCACUUUUCCAACAUGACAAUGAUCCAAAACAUACAUCUAAGGCCACUGUUUCAUUUCUGAAGAACAGGGUGAAAGUGAUUCAGUGGUCAAGUAUGUCUCCUGAUCUGAACCCAAUCAAACACCUAUGGGGAAUUCUAAAGAGACAUGUUGAGCAUCAACCUGCAUCCAACAGGCUCUAAAAAGAGGUAAUUCUUAA